Molecule: messenger RNA, 3630 nt
Organism: Aspergillus lentulus
Lineage: Eukaryota; Fungi; Ascomycota; Eurotiomycetes; Eurotiales; Aspergillaceae
Product: DDB1/RSE1 family protein
Cellular component (GO): nucleus
Molecular function (GO): nucleic acid binding; protein binding
Source: RefSeq, a predicted model, not a curated record
AUGGCUACCACUUCGAACAUGUUCAUGUAUUCCCUGACGAUCCAGCCUCCGACUGCGAUCACACAAGCUAUUCUGGGCCAGUUCGCAGGGACUAAAGAGCAACAGAUCGUGACGGCGUCAGGGUCGAAGCUCACGAUUCAUCGUCCCGAUCCGACUCAGGGCAAGAUUACACCAAUCUAUUCCCAGGAUGUCUUCGGUAUCAUCCGUUCUCUGGCAGCCUUUCGGUUGGCUGGAAGCAGUAAAGAUUAUAUAAUCAUUGGUUCGGACUCGGGACGUAUCACGAUCAUUGAAUACGUUCCCUCCCAGAAUCGGUUCAACCGUAUCCAUCUUGAGACCUUCGGCAAGUCCGGCGUCCGUCGUGUCGUCCCUGGUCAAUACCUUGCGGUCGAUCCAAAAGGUAGAGCUUGUUUGAUUGCCUCUGUGGAGAAGAAUAAGCUCGUUUACGUUCUGAAUCGGAACUCGCAGGCCGAGCUCACGAUUUCGUCCCCUCUGGAGGCCCACAAGCCGCAGACAGUGGUCUUUGCGAUGACGGCUCUGGACGUUGGCUACGAGAAUCCCAUCUUCGCGGCCCUUGAGGUUGACUAUUCGGAGGCGGAUCAGGAUCCAACUGGUCGAGCGUACGAAGAGUCCGAAAAACUGCUUGUGUACUAUGAACUUGAUCUCGGUCUGAAUCAUGUUGUUCGCAAGUGGGCCGAUCCUGUUGACCGCACAGCAUCUAUGCUGUUCCAGGUGCCGGGAGGUGCCGAUGGUCCCAGUGGUGUCCUGGUAUGUGCAGAGGAUAACAUCACCUACCGGCACUCAAACCAAGAUGCAUUCAGAGUCCCGAUUCCUCGACGCAUUGGUGCAACAGAAAACCCCGACCGCAAGCGCUCUAUCGUCGCCGGCGUCAUGCACAAGAUGAGGGGUGCUUUCUUCUUCCUUCUUCAGACUGAAGAUGGCGACCUGUUCAAGAUUACCAUCGAUAUGGUGGAGGAUGACAACGGACAACUGACUGGCGAGGUUAGAAGGUUGAAGAUCAAAUACUUCGAUACAGUUCCUGUCGCGUCCAAUUUGUUGAUUCUGAAGAGUGGUUUCCUUUACGUUGCCAGUGAAGCAGGAAACCAUCACUUCUACCAAUUCGAGAAGCUGGGAGACGACGACGAAGAGACUGAAUUUAGCAGCGAAAACUUUCCUGCGGAUCCCUCUCUUCCCUACGAGCCGGUCUUUUUCCGACCGAGAGGAGCGGAGAACCUCAACCUCGUUGAGACACUCAACUCUCUCAACCCUUUGAUCGAUAGUAAGAUUGUGAAUCUGAACGAGGACGACGCUCCUCAAAUUUACACUGUGUCCGGCACUGGCGCCCGGAGCAGCUUCAGGACCCUCAAGCACGGUCUGGAAGUCUCAGAGAUCGUGGAAUCGGAGCUCCCCAGUGUGCCUUCUGCUGUGUGGACGACCAAGUUGACUCGUGCCGAUGAGUUUGACGCUUACAUUAUUCUUUCUUUCGCAAACGGUACUUUGGUUCUCAGCAUCGGUGAGACAGUUGAAGAAGUUACCGACACCGGCUUUCUUUCCACUGCACCUACUUUGGCUGUUCAGCAGCUCGGUGAGGAUUCGCUGAUUCAGGUUCACCCGAGGGGCAUUCGCCAUAUCCUUGCAGACCGGCGUGUCAAUGAGUGGCCCGCUCCUCAACAUCGUUCGAUUGUCGCCGCUGCGACAAAUGAGCGUCAGGUAGCGGUUGCCCUCAGUUCAGGUGAAAUCGUGUACUUCGAGAUGGAUGCCGAUGGAACGCUCGCUGAAUACGAUGAGAGACGCCAGAUGUCUGGUACAGUAACAUGCCUCAGUUUAGGCGAGGUUCCUGAAGGGCGUGUGAGAAGUUCUUUCUUGGCUGUCGGAUGUGACGACUCUACUGUCCGCAUUCUGAGCUUGGAUCCCGACUCGACCUUGGAGAAUAAGUCAGUCCAGGCUCUUACCUCGGCUCCAUCUGCGUUGAACAUCAUGUCAAUGGCCGAUUCAAGCUCGGGAGGUACGACACUGUACUUGCACAUUGGCCUCUACUCCGGUGUCUACCUCCGUACUGUUCUCGACGAGGUGACUGGCGAACUUUCCGAUACUCGUACCCGUUUCCUGGGAGCCAAGCCAGUGAAGCUAUUCCGUGUUUCGGUCAAGGGACAAACGGCCGUUCUCGCGCUCAGCUCCCGACCAUGGCUGGGCUACUCCGACACCCAGACAAAAGGUUUCAUGCUCACCCCGUUGGAUUACGUGGGCUUGGAAUGGGGCUGGAAUUUCUCCAGUGAGCAGUGUGUUGAAGGCAUGGUUGGUAUCCAGGCACAAAAUCUUCGGAUUUUCUCUAUCGAGAAGUUGGACAACAACAUACUGCAGGAGUCCAUUCCUCUUUCAAACACGCCCCGUCGUCUGCUUAAGCAUCCAGAACAGCCAUUGUUCUAUGUUAUUGAGUCGGACAACAAUGUCCUAUCGCCGGCUACGAGAGCCAGAUUGAUUGAAGAUUCCAAGGCGCGCAAUGGCGAGACAAAUGUUCUUCCGCCCGAAGAGUUCGGCUAUCCACGGGCUACAGGUCACUGGGCGUCUUGCAUUCAAAUCGUCGAUCCCCUAGAUGCCAAAGCGGUGAUUUCGACGAUUGAACUCGAGGAGAACGAGGCCGCCGUCAGCAUGGCAGCCGUACCCUUCUCUAGCCAGGACGAUGAAACUUUCCUGGUGGUGGGAACGGCCAAGGAUAUGAUUGUCAACCCUCCCUCAUCAGCCGGGGGUUUCAUCCACAUUUACAGGUUCCAAGAAGAUGGGAAGGAGCUGGAGUUCAUUCACAAGACGAAGGUUGAAGAGCCGCCUCUUGCUCUCCUCGGAUUCCAGGGACGUCUUCUUGCCGGCAUCGGCUCUACCCUUCGGAUCUACGACCUGGGAAUGAAACAACUGCUCCGAAAAUGUCAGGCUCCUGUUGUGUCAAAGACAAUUGUUGGCCUUCAGACACAAGGUAGCCGGAUUAUCGUCAGCGACGUUCGCGAAAGCGUGACGUAUGUCGUAUACAAGUACCAGGAGAACGUUUUGAUUCCUUUCGUUGAUGAUUCCGUCUCUCGCUGGACGACGAGCACCACCAUGGUAGACUACGAGACUGUUGCCGGUGGUGACAAAUUCGGUAACCUGUGGCUCGUCCGCUGUCCUAAGAAGGUCUCAGAGGAGGCGGACGAGGACGGAUCGGGAGCGCAUCUGAUUCAUGAGCGCGGUUAUCUGCAUGGCACGCCGAAUCGCCUGGAUCUGAUGAUCCACACCUACACACAGGAUAUCCCGACCAGCUUACACAAGACACAACUAGUGGCAGGUGGACGAGACAUCCUUGUGUGGACCGGGUUUCAGGGUACAAUUGGCAUGCUUGUGCCUUUUGUGAGCCGCGAGGAUGUGGACUUUUUCCAGAAUCUAGAGAUGCAACUAGCAUCACAGUGCCCACCCCUCGCUGGACGGGAUCAUCUCAUCUAUCGCAGCUAUUAUGCACCAGUCAAGGGUGUGAUUGAUGGAGAUCUGUGCGAAAUGUAUUUCUUAUUGCCUAAUGACACGAAGAUGAUGAUUGCAGCGGAACUGGAUCGUUCCGUCAGGGAGAUUGAGCGGAAGAUCUCGGAUAUGCGGACGAGGGUGGCGUACUAA